CUUUUUGUUCUCGAUUGUGUUGUAUUGUGGUGACGCCAGAUUGUACAUUUGUUAUGUUACGUGGAGAGGGCGGUGCCUGUGUUGCAGUUUCUUAGGAAAGGGUAAUUGUGAUUCAAUAUUUGAUUUAGUUUCGGCGUCGUAUGGCGGUUCGAGUGUCAUAUUGGUGUAGGACAUGCAUAAUCCUUGGACCCUGUAUUUGCAAUGUUGGUAGGUUUGGUUAGGUUGCUAUAAAGGACUUAAGACCAAAAUCAAAAUCAUAAGUUUCAAGUAGACCGUUUUUCAGGCACUUUCAAAAUGUAACAAUAUUGCACCUUUUGAAUGUAAGGCAAUUACUUUUUAAUUAUGGUGUCCUUUAGUCUUAGGCAUUUGGCUAGGCUACGGAGCAUCCAGUAUAUCGGCAAUUAUUUGCGGUAAUACUGCCAGUACAAAACUAAUAGGACAAAUAUAGUUAAUUUGUUCCGAUCCGAAUAAACUCCAAUUCUCAUGAACCUCAUUUGUCAGUAUCUCAAUAAGGUCCUCGCCAAACAAGCAUAUUUUUCAAAUUUUCUAUGCAGACAUGCAAUAAUGGUCAUUUUCUGGGGCGCGGCCAGAAAAAAAUAGGGAAAAAUUGAAUUAGCCACAAAGAAAAAUAUCAAAUAUUAGCCCAGGCCUAUGACUUUCUAUAAUCCUGAUUCAUUUUUUUACCAAUCUUCUUUGUUACUUUCAUAUAAUACUUGCAAAAAUGCGUGUACAACUUGUCAUGGUGAUCGGUUGAAUAGUUUUCGUGUGAAAUCGCAACAAACUAUCUUACAUCCACGUACAUGUAGGGAUGACAUGUUUGUUAAAAGAUGAAAAUUAACGAGAAUAGUCAGAAUUAACAUGAAACUCUAUUUCUGUUUAAAUGGAUCUCGCUGUCAAAGGCCAAGCUCAUUAUAAAUACGCGCUGAUUACAAAAUAUACUACUAGAUUGUAGAGUGUUUCAAUCGGGUUUUUCGGAAAAAGGAAGUACCGAAAAAAUAACUACGUGAAAAAUGGUUCCUUGUUGAAUCUAGUGAAACUGGACACCGACUAAAAAAUAGCUGAAAAAAGGAUGCAGGCAUAAGGAGUUCAAAAAUCGAAAAUCUAGUUUUGUUUUUAAUUUUCACCACUAGAUACCAUUGUCUUCUUGCUGGCGGCUUAUAAAGGAGUUUACAGUUAAAGCAAACGCUUACUCUGCGGAACUGGUUUAAACAAUUAAAAAUCCGCUCCUCAUUGUAAUGCAUGUGCAAUACAAUAAUACUGGCAAUCCGGUUACAACCAGCCGAUUAUCAUUACAUUAUUUAAAAAAACAAAUCGUAGUACAAUUGAUAAUCUCGACAGCUCUGACUAUAAAAACUUCGAAGCAAUGUUUAUUUAAUAAUUAUGCUGUGCACAAAAUAAUAUUUUUCUGUUUAAAUACAGACGUGUGACUUUCAAAGGACGAACUUUAAGUGAUGCAAGAGGACAUAGGUUACUUAUUUGACAAUAUUUGCGUAAGCAUAGACGUUUCAGCAAAAAGUUGGUAGCUGGGCUCGCGUCAUCUCUAGCGCUUAUACUGCUCGAGUUCUUCACUUUCCUGUCCGGACUAACAAUGUUCUCGUCUUCAUCCUGUCUUGUCUCAACUGCCGGCCACGGCUCAGCCUCAAUCGCCUUAACGUACUUCGUUCUAGACGGCUGGCUCUGUGACUGGUACUGGCCGAUAUUCGUCCUCUGUAGUGUUGUGCCUUCGUGCGUCGAUGUCGCCGUUGCGUUCCUCACUAUGUGCUCUGUCAAGUGGUGAUCUGUGAUCGUGAUUUGACUUUUUAAGUUCGAUAUUUAAAUUAUAUUAUAAGAAAUAAAAGAAUGAAGCUGAAGGAUUUUAUUAAUUUGUUUAUAACCACCGAGCACCAGCAUCUAACCACAUCGCACGACUACAAGGGGGGAUGGUCCUUCUACUUGGUGCUUGCCGGGAUAGUCACCACACUGGGCUCGUCGCUACCUGUCGGAUACAAUAUAGGAGUUGUUAAUACGCCAGCUGAGGUAAUAAAAAAGUUCUGCAACGAGAGUUUCAUAAGCCGCUACGACGUGGUGCUGACUGAACAAUGGCUGAACGUUCUCUGGUCUUCUGUAGUGUCCAUCUUCAUUGUCGGCGGAUGUACCGGCUCUAUACUCGGCGCUGUGCUCGCCAACAGCUUGGGCAGAAAAAUGGCAACUGUAGUGACGAACGUGCUAUCGGCUGCCGGCGCCCUGCUCUUUCUCUUGUGCGAAAGAGUUAACUCCGUAGAACUGCUAAUAUUAGGGAGAUUACUAGUCGGCUUAUCUGGAGGUCUAACCACCAGCAUAGUGCCCAUGUACCUGACCGAGCUGGCGCCGCUGAGGCUGACGGGGGCGCUGGGCGUGGCCUGCCCCAUGGGCGUCAACGUCGGAGUGCUGGUCGGACAGGUCAUGGGAUUAGAUUUUAUAUUGGGUCGUAAUGAGGACUGGCCCUACCUCCUGUCCGUCUACGCGAUACUAGUCAUUAUAUGUUUACCAUUGUUAUUUUUACUGCCAGAGAGCCCAAAAUACUUAUUCGUAGUUAAGAAAAAUGAGGAGAGAGCUUUAAAAGAACUGAGCCGGCUGCGCGGCGUAUCCCCGAGCGUGCUGUCGGAGGACACGGAGCUGCUGCGGGAGGAGCUGCGCGCGGCGGAGGCGGCGCGCGCAGGCGAGGCGGCCUGGCCCCUGGCCGGCCUGCUGCGGGACGCGCGGCUCCGCCUGCCGCUGCUGCUCACCUGCGCCAUGCAGGCCGGCCAGCAGACCAGCGGGAUCAACGCCGUAUUCUACUACUCGCAAACGAUCUUCAAGCAAGCUGGCCUGUCGGUGAAGAACUCGCAGUACGCUACAAUAGGGUGCGGGUUCAUCAACGUGUGUACGGCGGUGCUGAUGCUGAAGUUGUUGCCGAUGUACGGGCGCCGGCCGCUGUUACUCGGCUCUAUAUUCAGUGCCUCCGUCAUACUGGCCGCCUUGGCUGUCUGUAUGAUAUUUAUGAACGUAGUGUCGUGGAUGCCGUAUGUCUGCAUGAUAGCCGUGCUGUCGUAUGUUCUAGUCUAUGGUCUAGGCCUCGGGCCCAUACCUUACUUCAUUGCCUCAGAGAUAUUCGAGGUGGGUCCUCGCCCGGCGGGCAUGGCGUGGGGCUCGCUGGCCAACUGGGGCGGUAACUUCCUGGUGGGCAUGUCGUUCCCCAGCAUGCGCGAGGCCAUCGGGCCCUACUCCUUCCUCGUCUUCUCCGCCGUUACUGCGUGUCUCUUCAUCUUCCAGAAAAUGUACUUCCCUGAGACUCGGGGCAAGACUCCCGCUCAAAUAACGCAGCUCUGCAGCCGCGGCAUGCAGUCCAAGCCGCUAUUGGUACAAGAUAACUCACACGUAUGACGUCAUCAUCCACGCUACUGACGUCACUAUCCACGCGCACACGUGGCUUCACCUUUUACGUAUGGUUUGAAUGGAGAGUGGAAGAGUAAGACUUGUUAUAUGUAUUACGCUUAUAUGCCUUUGCAGAUCGGUGACUGUAGGGUUGGUAUGACAGAAAUAAUAUAUUAUAUACAAACAAUUAAUAUGAAUUGGGUUCCUUAUUGUUUAACAAAAAGAUUCUUAACAAUAGAUUUAAAUACGUUAUUCAAAUAUUGCACGGAGGUCUGUGUAAUAUUUGUCAUUUAGAACUAUGUCGGUUAAAAUUGAAAUACUAUAUACGUAUAUAGUAUACGUGUAGUUAGAAUUAUUUGACUUAUAAAUAUCCUUAAAAAUUAUAAUAUACUUAUAUGUCACGCACAAAAUAUUUUAUAUCAUAGUUCUAUGUUCUAUAUAGUACAUGAAUAUGUAUGACGUACGAUGAUAUAUCAUAGUCAGUUGAGACCAAUACUGCCUUCAUAACUAAAUAAGUUGCUCAAUUAAAAUACAGUUGAAAUAACACAAAAUAGAGACAUAGAUUGACUAUAGUUACUAGUUACAAUAUAGUUAAUUAUUGUUUAACAAACUAAUUAAUAAAAAGACAGGUAUUUUCGAGUAUCAUACAAUAUCUAGAUAGUGUUCAGGGACUAAAACAUACAAUUAUGUCAAUAUUAAACAUAUUUAAAAAGUAAACAUAUUUAAGUACAUGGAAAUGCCGUGUCUUCUAUAUUAGAGCUAUGAAUCUAUAGUUUCAUUCUAUCUCAGUAGCAUUUAUAAAAAAAAAUCUCUCAACUUUUUUCCAACAUAUAUAUGUGGGCUAUAUUCGUUUCAUGUAGGGAUAUCAUUAGGGCAAUAUUAUGUUUCACUUAUCGAACAAUAUGAUGGAACAAUCUUAGUUGGAAAGCAUUGACACUGAUCAACCACAAUGGAAUACAUAAACUGGCUGGCAAGUGUGAUCAAAACGUCAUUUGAAGUCUGAACAAAAAAACUUAAAAUUCGAAACAUUUUACUCUCUUUAGAAAUUCUAUCGUCGUUCUCAUGGACUUUAAUGUUUUGACAUAAAGUUCAAUUCAAAUGAAUCUUCAAAAAUGAUUUAGGAAGGCCUAUUACAAAAAAAAAAUUGUGGUCAAGAUCUGUAAUUGAAACUCAAAGUUAGGUAUCACAGUCGAUGUGGAAAUGUUUUGUAAGAACAAAAUUAGUGGUAGGGUUAGAUUAAAAUCUCUUAAAACAACAGCUCGUGGUUCUUUUUAAAGUAUAUAUAUUAUAAAUAACUUGUAUAGGUAAACUUGAGACGACAUGUUUCACAAUGUUCGAAAAUGUUUCACAAACAUUUUCAACAAUGUGAAUGGCAUUCAACUCUUUGAAUUUCUGAUUUUGGGCUCGAUGCUACAGUAUUAUGUGGUGCUUCUAAAUUUUGGCUGAAUUGAAUCUUCACAUCGUUGUUUUUUAAUAAAUGCGCUUUUGACGUGCUCAUUACAUGUUUGUUACCAUGUGGCUGUGCAAUGCAGGGUUUUCAAAAGCGUAUAAUGAAAAUUUGGAAUUUCUUGUGAUGUGUUUUGUCUCAAGUUUCCUUAAAAGAAUAAACUCUUUUUAUUCUGUUUUCACUAAUAGGCAUCUAUAUUAUUAUUUUAAGCUAGUCUGCAGAUUAUCGAAUAAUAUU
Messenger RNA from Trichoplusia ni (cabbage looper), 5056 nucleotides. Its product is annotated as solute carrier family 2, facilitated glucose transporter member 1-like. The transcript has 13 exons. Gene Ontology annotation, biological process: monosaccharide transmembrane transport. Gene Ontology annotation, cellular component: membrane. Gene Ontology annotation, molecular function: hexose transmembrane transporter activity. Bases 1840 to 3381 code for a protein of 513 amino acids. NCBI's taxonomy places the organism in Eukaryota, Metazoa, Arthropoda, Insecta, Lepidoptera, Noctuidae. The record is from RefSeq and is a predicted model, not a curated record.